GUGACGGGGCUUUUCCAGCUGGCGACGUGGUCCAAGGCCCUUUUUGAUAAAGUAUGCAUAAUCGUCCCUCAAUUUUCCUUUCCUCACCCGCACGCCGCACCAUACCUCCAUCUCCAGGGCCCUUCUUCUUCCUCUCAUCAACACCAGGGCUCAAGGAUAGACCAAUGAUUUCAAAUCACAUGGCAACGCCAUCGUCUCCUCUGCCGCUACCCUCCUCCGCUCGGUUCCGUCGUUUUAAUUUCAUGCGCGAUGAAGAAGGCGAAUCUAGGCAACCCAGGCCUUCUUCCCUCUCCAGAUCUCUUUUCUUCUUUCUUCUCGAUGCUGGUUCCAGAUCGUCCGACGUCGAUGAAGACGGCUCGGAUCUGUCGGAUCCACAGUCCUCGAAGUCACAGAGGGGGCUCUUGUAGAAAUUGCAUCUGCUGCCUUUCACGUCUAGCAAGAGAAAAUGUGGGAAGGUCCCAUGACCAGACGUCCUUGACACCGCCUCAUCUAGCCACCAAAGGAGGCUCGGCUGGAGCUGUUUGGAGCGAGGGAUUCCAUUGCUGGUGCAGGCAGGCUGUUAGCGUGACCCUUCAGCGGUAGUUUCGGCCACUCCGUCCGUGCUAGGAGCUCGAAAACAAAUAUCAAGGCUCUCAACCGCCAUUAAUGGCAGGUUUUCAACCUUACAAGAGGGAGAUGCGAAAUCUGUGUUCGAUAAGUAAGACCUGACCUGUUGCCUCAAGUUGUAUUCCGUCGUCGGUCUGCAUUGAGCCAUUGGUCGCGACCUCCCGCCGAUUCGCGCGGUUGGCGUGGAUGUUAGACUUGAACGGUUAUUGACAACCCUACAUUUGUUGUGAGCAGCGACGGUAUCUAUGGACUGCAGCAGGUGGGUUCCAACAUGGACGACGGCGGGGCAUGGACGGCGGCAGCAGUAUCAACUCCAGAACAGAUCUGGUCCAACAAUACCGAAGGGACCUCAUGGAGUGCUCUAUCACUUUGUCUGCUCGGAAGUUCAUUUCCUUCGUGAAGGAAGAACCCACAUCACCUCUCCCACAAUCUCCGAUGCAACGGCCAAUUCCAAAGCUCAUGUUUAAACAUAAAAAAAAGAAAUAGAAAUGAAGAACAACAACCUACGCAAACUUGGAUUUUAGGUGUGAAGAACAAAAUGAAAGGAAGAAUCCCUUCCAUGGACACAGACAAUUUGCAAUUAUUUGUCUGUGCCACUUAUCUCCAUGGACAAGUGAGUUUAUCUUAUUUAGCUUUUUUUAUUUGUUAUAUCUUACAAAAAUAAAUAUAUUUUUUAAUUUAACUUGGUUCAGAGGAUAAACUAUUACUUUUUAGCCCUCCUCUUGAUGUUAAAGAAAAAGAAACUCUUCUUGUGCUUGGAAAUAGAGAUGUCACAGAACGGAUAUUGAAUUUUGCCAUAGCUGACAUUGAAAACCUCAAUGUGUUACUUGCGGAAAAUUCUUUUUAUCUUUACACAGUAUGCAGAAUUGAAGGAACAAUUGAUUCCUUACCUGCAACACUGGAUCCGUUCUAUUAAGGUACCCGACGUAUAAUAGCAUUAGUGUAAACUUUUUACUUUUAAUAAAUUUAUGACAGUGCCCCAGUGAAAAAUAUUAAUGCCCCCAUUAAAUUUCUACAAUUCUUUUGAAAUGCAAAAUUGUUGAAAAGGCAAGUACGUGAUCUGCCCAUGACCUUUGCGAUUUUAUUUGUUGAUUUAUUUAGAAAUAUUUGUAAACCUAGUUUAUGUAGAAUAAGUUUUAGAAAAGCUGUUACUCCCUCCGUAUCAAAUUAAUUUGAUACGGAGGGAGUAUGUUAGAUUUCAAGUAAAUGAGCUAGAAAGGUUUUAGUCCGAAUACUCCGUAUUUACUCCAUUUUUAGUUAAUAAUUAAUUUUCAUAUUUUCAGUAGAAUUUAUUCGUAAUUUUUUCACUUUAACCACUUUUUUGUUUUUUUAAAUCGCAUUGGUUGAAACAUGCUUUUGAAAUGAAUGUUGUUUGGGCAAUCAUAUUGGUGACAAGUUUUCACACGAUUAUCUUACCUAUAAGUUUGUAAUGCGAAAAGGAUUUACUUGAUAUAAGUACAAAUGCAAUUACGAUGGUUUGAUAGAUCAUUUUCAAAAGAUGAAAUUUUAAUGAGAACAACUGUGAUAAAUUACACUGAAAAAUUUCAUAUUGAAUGAUAUUAUAAAUGGAGACGUUUCAUUUAUGGACACUGGAGACUCUCCCCUUAAUAUUUUUGUCCAAAUCUGAUCGGUAGAUUUAAAUGUUUCCAUUUGUAAUGUUAUUCAAUAUGAAAUCUUUCAGUAUAAUUUACCACAGUUGCUCUCAAUGAAAUUUCAUCUUUUGAAAAUGAUCUAUCAAACCAUCGCAAUUGCAUUUGUAAUUAUAUCAAGUAAAUCCUUUUCACAUUACAAAAUUAUAGGUAAGAUAAUCAUAUGAAAAUUUGUCACCAAUAUGAUUGCUCAUAUUUGACUUGACAACAACAUUCAUUUCAAAAACAUCUUUCAAACAAUGCGAUUUAAAAAAAACAAAAAAGUGGCUAAAGUGAAAAAAUUACGAAAAAAUUCUAAUGAAAGUAUGAAAAUUAAUUAUUAACUAAAAAUGAAUUAAAUACGGAGUAUUCAAACUAAAACUUUUCUAGCCCAUUUACUUGAAAUCUAACAUGACAGCUUUUCUAAAACUUAUUCUACAUAAACCAGGUUUACAAAUAUCUCUAAAUAAAUCAACAAAUAAAAUCUCAAAGGUCAUGGACAGAUCACGUACUUGCCUUUUCACCAAUUUUGCAUUUCAAAAGAAUUGUAUAAUAUCUAAUGGGGGCAUUAAUAUUUUUCAUUGGACUACUUAUCAUAAAUUUAUUAAAAGUAAAAAAUAUAAACUAAUGCUAUUAUACGUCAGGUACCUUAAUAGAGCGGAUCCAGUGUUGCAGGUAAGGAAUCAACUGUUCCUUCAAUUCUGCAUACUGUGUAGAGAUAAAAGAAUUUUCCAUGAACACAUUGAAGUUUUCAAUAUCAGCUAUGGCAAAGUUCAAUAUCUGUUCUGUGACAUCUCUAUUUCCAAGCACAAGAAGAGGAGUUUCUUUUUCUUCAACAUUAAGAUGAGGGCUGAACAGUAAGACUUUAUCCUCUGAACCAAGUUAAAUUAAAAAAUCUAUUUAUUUUUGUAAGAUAAAACAAAUAAAAAAAGUUAAAUAAGAUAAACUUACUUGUCCCAUGGGGAUAAGUGGCACAGACAAAUAAUUGCAAGCUGUCUGUGUCCAUGGAAGGGAUUCUUCCUUUGGUUUUGUUCUUCACACCUAAAAUCCAAGGUUGUAUAAGUUGUUGUUCUUCACUCCUAUCUCUUUUUUUAUGUUUAAGCAUCUGCUUUAGGGUUGGCCGGUGCAAUGGAGAUCGUGGGAGAGGUGGAGGCGGUAGGCCUGAUGUUGGUUCCUCCUCCAUGAAGGAAAUGAACUUCUGAGCAGACGAAGGAAAUGAGAAGAUAUAUAGGCAUGUUCAUCCUUUAGGGCCAAUCUCUCAAUUUCUUCUUCUGUUCUGCAAUUCCAUGAAGAAGAGCCACCCUCAAGAUUACUCAUGAUCAUUGAUUGAACUUUGAAGGAAACUAAUUGUGUUUGGUGCAGGCUGUUGAUACCUAGAAUUUAACAAUGGUGCACUAUUUGAGUCAGAGUUCUGAAUCAUAUCAACUCCAUGGCCUCGAGGAGAACGGUCAGGCGGCUGCAGGAUUGAAACAACACUGCCACUACAUCAGUUACCUUCACACCCUCAGCUCUAUAUUGGCUUCAUCGAGUUUUCUUUAUAUCUCAAAGAUGCCCAUUUCGGUUGGAAGGUAAUGAUCUGAAUUCAGUCCAGGGGCAGUCCAAUUAUGACAGAUUCUUCAAUUUUAAAGACGAUUAAUAAAAAUAAGAAAAUCGAAUUUCAAUUUUAAAGAUGAAUAAUAAUAAUAAUAACAGUUUCUCAAAUCUUGGCAUAUUAUUAUAAUUUAAACUGAAAAAAGAGUCUUAAUUCUUCAUCUCUCUUAUAGUAGUUACUCUGUAUUUAAUUUCUCUUAGCAAUUAAAACUAAAAAAGAGUCCAAGUCUACAUAUCUCUUUUGGAGUCCUGAGCCCCCAUCUUUCUUUUAGUAAUCAUCUCUUUAUCAUUUUUAAAUUCUGUUGUUCGGGUUCUUGUGAUUUGUGAUGGAUUUAUGUUGCAUUUUAGUGAAUUUGAUGUUCUUGAGGUUGAACCUUAAAAGUAACCUUAUGUUUGCAUAAGUUUGCAUCUUUUAUCUCUUCCUUUCUUUUAGAGUGAUUGCCAUACCGAGAGUGUGUGUAUGUCUGUAUAUAUGGGAUUAACCAAGCUUGAGCUUUCCAAAAAAUGAACUUUCAUUUUUGACAUAUGAUAUUAACCAGAUUCCUCCUCAUACUGUCAAAAACUAAAAUGUAUUAUUGAUAAAAUACAAUGUACAUAGCGUGCCAAAUUAUAUUUUUUUCAUUUGGUUCAUUUUUUUAUGUAUUCAAUUAGAUCUCUUACUAAGCAAUUUGGAGUUAGAUUUCAUCAAUUAAUAUUUAAUAUCAAUUGUCAUUUAGCAUAAAUAAAAAUUUGGAAGGAGAUAGACUAACUGUAAAUGGUAUACUACUGUUUUUUCCUUUUCAUGCUUUGAGCAGUGUAUUAAGAAUGAAAAUGCUGAGGUAUUUACUUCAAUAUAUGCAAUAGCACAUUAGAUUAACUAUCAAUGGUGGUGUUUUGGAGUUUAUCGAUCUCACCAACAUGUUUGUUUUUUUCGCACUUUUUUUAUGAGCAUUAGAAAAAAAGAAAAUGAUAUUGUGUAGUUAUGACUUGUGAGUUUAUGAGGUCAUUGCCUCAUGUUUAACUAUGAUCACUUAGCAUUUUGACAUCUUAUUUCAUUUGAACGUUACUGCUUUUCCUUGAUGGCUUGAUGGCAGGGGGUGUUUUACCUUAUGAUUUUGGUUUCACUUAUUUGUUUUACCCGCUUCUUGGCUAGAUAUAUGGAUCAGUUUCUUGAUGCUUUAUUCAAAACUUAUUAAAAGCGACAAAAAGCUUAAAAAAGCGAGAAGCGUAGGCGAGCGAUGGUUUAUCGCUAAGCUUUCCAAAGGCGCUGCCCUGUGAGAAAGCCUCGCUUUCUGUGGCUUUUUCAUGAAGCGACGCAGCUCUAAAGCGAUCGCUUUUCAUGGCUUCUCACAAAAGGCGACGGUCAACAAGUGCCAGAAGAUUUUUUUUUUUUUUUUUACUUUACCUAGGGUUAAGAUAGCAAAUCGGUCCCAUUAGUUUGAAGUCUCUUCCAUUCCCAUUCGUUCGAAGGCUUCUCCGGGUCUUCUACUCUUCUCCAGGCCAGAGCUGCGGUAGAAGACUUCUCCAGAGCUGCGCCAGAGGAUUUCUCCAGAACUUCGAAACCAGAAGAGCUAGUAUCCCGUAUCCCUUCUCCAUCGAAUCUUGCUGAGAAAUUGGGAAGGGAGCUUCUUCAUCUGCCAAUUCAAAAGAGAAAAUUUCAUUAAUAGGGCAGCAAAUCAUUUUGGUAUGUUUGGUCAAUGUGAAAGAUUUAUACUCCGUUUAGCCACAAAUUUCAGUGAGCAGGCUAACGUCCCACAGAUCUACUUUGUUUUUUUCCAUCUUAACGACAAAACCAUUCAAAUAUUAUCCUUGUGUAUACAUAUUCAAAAAAUUAAAUAGGUUACAACUGAGCCAAGGGGGAAAAAUAAGAAUAUUCUUCAAAUACCAGCUUAUCUGAUGUAUGCAACGGUCAUUGGUUAAAAUACAACAUUUUUUAUGUGGAAUUGUAUAAAAAUCUGCUCUCAAUCUAUUCUACUCCAUCAAAGACGUAGAAGAUAUUAAAGAGCAGUUAAAAUAGUGGCAUCCUUUUACUCAAGUCCAAGGCGGCAUAUGGGGUUCUUUAUGAGACCAAGAUCCGUCCAAACAAUUCUCUAAUAUUGUCAAUCCUGUAAACUCGUAAAGUAUCAUAGUUGGCCUCUCAAGGGAAAGGCCCCACAGAUCUACUUUGUAGUUUGUACUUCACACCAUUUAUAAAACAAAUGGAACUCUAUAAUUGUGUUUUGUUUUAGGACUUUUGGCUCUGAAAAUGGUUUGGGUUCCCACUCAGAGUCUCAGACAAGCACAAUGUCAUAAUGUAAAUUUGAACCCAUCCAGUAACUGUAGUGUUUAUAGGCGGUCGAAUAAAGUAAAUCGCUAUAAUGUUAAUGGAGAGUAGGGAUGGACCCGGGCCGGUCCGGUUCCGGGCCGGGCCCGGGCGGGCUUUUUUUCGGGUUACAUGGGCCCGGAACCGGCCCGGGUUGAUACCGGGUCCAGGCCUAACCGGGCCGGGCCGGGCCGGGCCCG
Molecule: messenger RNA, 6305 nt
Organism: Cuscuta epithymum
Lineage: Eukaryota; Viridiplantae; Streptophyta; Magnoliopsida; Solanales; Convolvulaceae
Source: the annotation of a GenBank genome assembly